Molecule: messenger RNA, 576 nt
Organism: Folsomia candida
Lineage: Eukaryota; Metazoa; Arthropoda; Collembola; Entomobryomorpha; Isotomidae
Exons: 3
Coding region: 1-576 (191 amino acids)
Source: RefSeq, a predicted model, not a curated record
AUGGAAGAAAAUGAGCUUGAAAUGGAUCUCUUUUACGUGACGAACGAUUUGCUCGUCGUCCUCGACUCAUCAGGCAGCAUUUCGUCGCCUGAAUGCAUUAUCGCCAAAGACUUUUCGCCCGGAUUAGCACUCGCUUAUCGCGACAAUGAAGAUUCCCGGGUAGGAUUUACCAUAUUUUCCAACCAGGUGCAAACUGUGGUACAUCCGGUCAAUACGCUUACCCCGUCCGAGUCGGCGACCGCUGUGCAGGCCGCGAUCCACUUGCAAAGCGGGACUGCGACGGAUCUGGCCAUCGAAAAUGGAGCCAGUCUGCUUGCCAGUAUUGACAGAGGCGUUAUCAAGAAUUUGGUCGUUGUGACGGACGGGAUGUCGAAUAACCGUGCGUCCACGAUUGCCGGAGCAAAUGCAGCCAUUGCGCGUGGAAUUAAAACAUACGCGGUAGGAAUUGGACAUUACGAAGGGGCUGAGCUUGUCGCGAUUGCGGGCGGUGACCGAAGUCGCGUUUUCACGGUGCCCGGGUUUAAUCAAUUCCUCGCCCUCCUGAGACCAGUCUCUCUGAAGAUGUGCGGGCCUUGA